AUGCAGACCCCGAGACAGCCUGGAGAGGCUGUGAAGGCUGCAAGAUGCAGUCGCAGGCGGGCGCUGAUGCCUAGACUUCCCCGAGCGUUACCCUCAUUGGACAAUGGAUGUGACGGGUGCAAGACAGGACGCGAACCAGUUUCAUCAUCUAACUCUUCCUCUAAACACACUUACGCUGAGACUAUUGUAGCACUAAAACACUUGGGAAGCGGUGGAGAAGCCAGCCGAGUACGAGGUCGGUACCCGCUGCGUAACCUGCAAGUGACUUCAGGUUACCGUGCAUUCUCUGCGUGGGUGCAGGUAUCUUGCUCGUACCCGGCCCCAGGCACCGGAGAUGCCUGGGGACACCCGGGCAUCCACUUAGUGGACAAAGUGGCCAAUCAGAGCCCCGGAUGGGCCUAUGACUCACACCUGCUGACCGCGUCCAUUGGUCUAACGCCCAAUGCGAGCUCGUCUAUCUCUCGUGAGACAGGCAUCAUAGAUCCUCAACGGACUUCGUCUUUUAUCAAUAUAUCUUCUUCCCACCCCUCAGAGUCUCCUGUCCCAGGACCUCUGAACUUUAGCACCACCUCGGGUAGCUCAAGUUCUUUGAACAACAUUUCUACGUUCGACCUCACGUCGUUCAACACGGAUCACCAUCAGCAAACAUGGCUCCCUACACCCCCGCCCCCGCAGCCUACGGCUCAGAAUCUGAAUUCCAACAACGACAACAACAGUGCCAACUCCCCACAGGAGGACUUUGUGCUAUAUCCUCCCCAGCAUCCCAGGGACUCUCGUGCGCCAGCACCUCUGAGUACAACCCCUAGAUUUCCUGCCAAUCAUCCAUCUCUGGUCCGUCUUGGGCACCUUUCUCGACGACACACUCUCAGUUUGCAGCAGCAGCGUCAGCAGCAGCAGCUCUCAGCCUCGCCAGUACAGGUUCCUCGCUUGACCAGACUUGCCUCGCAGUCUACCGGGUUCUCUCUGUCUUCGUCUCAUCGGUUUAGUCCCUCCACUAGGAAGCACCUUUUGCGUCUCCACGCAGCGUCCGUUGCUUCGAAUUCUCCACCUGCAGUUCUGAAUUCUGCGUACCCCAAUCGCCCGCCCGUUCCCCUAUUCAACAGUCCCGCCAACUCCACCUAUCAGAAACGGCAACAAAUCCCAAUAAAUCACCGUCGCAUAAUGUCUACUCCCAACAUCGCUCAAGAUCUCCCCGAUCUCUUCGAUCUUCACGCUGAUCGCUUCGGGGACGAUUUGGUUCCUACGACGGAGCCCACCAUGCUCUCCCCUCAUCAAAUGACCGCCGGCGUCAUGGCAGGUCCCGAUUCCCUAGCGGAUCUGCCAUCUGGCACGAUCUCGCCCAAGGACCUGUUCAUGGAUGCCUCUGCUCCGCCGUCGGCCUCUUUCACCGAUUUGAGCACUCCCUCAUUCGAGUCCCCAGGAUACUUCAGCCAAGAACCUUCCCCCAUGUUCGCUACGGACUUGGAACUAGGCCCUGGCGUUGAGGAGUGGGGUUCUCUCUUCCCCAACCAGGAUGAUUUCUCCUUGGGUCUUGAUACCACUGCCCUUGAACUUGCGGCUCUGUCGCAGCCCAAGCUCAAGCCAGAUGUCACCCCUGCAUCUCCUAUGAUCCGGACUACAUCGUCCCGUGCUACGUCUCCAUCCGCUCGUUCAGUGACCAAGCACUCCACUGUGGCCGGUGUGAACGCGCGCCAGAGAAAGCCUCUGCCUCCGAUCAAGUUUGAUUGUCAGGAUCCCGUGGCCAUGAAGCGUGCUCGCAAUACCGAGGCGGCUCGUAAGUCUCGCGCCCGUAAGCUUGAGCGCCAGGAAGAGAUGCAACGCCGGAUUGAUGAGUUGGAGAAGUCGCUCGAAGAGGCUCAACGUCGUGAGCAAUAUUGGAAGGCUCUUGCCCAGAACAAGGCCUGA
Molecule: messenger RNA, 1905 nt
Organism: Aspergillus nomiae NRRL 13137
Lineage: Eukaryota; Fungi; Ascomycota; Eurotiomycetes; Eurotiales; Aspergillaceae
Gene: cpcA
Product: amino acid starvation-responsive transcription factor GCN4
Exons: 3
Coding region: 1-1905 (634 amino acids)
Biological process (GO): positive regulation of cellular response to amino acid starvation
Cellular component (GO): transcription regulator complex
Molecular function (GO): DNA-binding transcription factor activity, RNA polymerase II-specific; RNA polymerase II cis-regulatory region sequence-specific DNA binding
Source: RefSeq, a predicted model, not a curated record